AUGUGGAUUGCAUUUGAACACCGUUUUUGGCUCUUUCUCGUAUUAUUGAUUCCCUCAACUCUUUGUGGAAUAUUUAAUCUCUAUCAAUUUCUAUUUGAUCGAAUUCUCCGCAAAGGUCUUCACAACCAUAUUAUAAUCCUUCUUAAUCUCAUUGGUCUUUUAUACAAUUUAACUGAUAUUAUUUGGUUUAUUUACUUCUACCGAAACUACUCGGCUUUGGCUCUAACAAAAGAAUUUUGUUUCCUAUGGUUCUACAGUGAUUAUACUGGAUUUCUGUCCUUGAUAUUACUUGGAACAUGGGCAGCAAUUGAACGGCACAUUCUCAUCUUUCAUCAAGACUAUUUAUCAACGAAACGAAAACGUUUUCUUUUCCAUUAUCUACCAAUGAUUCUAAUUCUAAUCUAUUCACUUCUUUAUUAUCUAAUUGUAUAUAUAAGUUCAUCGUGUAGAACAAAUCGGCUUUAUUCGAGACCUCGAUGUGGACUCGCUUAUUGUAUAUCACGUCUUCAAUUAGUUGCCAUUUGGGAUAAUCUCUUCAAUAAUAUUAUUCCAACGUUUCUUAUCGUUAUAUUUAGCAUUGCUUUGAUUCUUCGCGUUUUUUAUUCAAAAUACCGAAUUAAUCAAAGAUUUCGAUGGAAAAAUUACCAAAAACUUACCAUACAAUCGGUGUCAAUAUCGUUCAUCUAUAUCGUUUUCUAUUUUCCUUCAAUGAUUCUGAAUCUACUUUCCAUCGUAGGUGCAUUAACGCGUAGCGCAUCGGAUCUUUAUUCGACGAGUUUGUUCUUGUCCUAUUUCGUUCCGCUAUUCAUUCCGCUCUUCUGUACAAUUUCUUUGCCGGAACUUCGAAAAAAAUUCCAAAUUAAUCAUCCAAGAAGAACAAAUCACAUCGCUCCGCAGUUUGCAAAAAAUAAUCAAUUGAACACUAUUGGAUUUCAACCGUAUUCGUAA
Messenger RNA from Adineta ricciae, 948 nucleotides. The record is from the annotation of a GenBank genome assembly. NCBI's taxonomy places the organism in Eukaryota, Metazoa, Rotifera, Eurotatoria, Adinetida, Adinetidae.